This is a messenger RNA of Neolamprologus brichardi, 1739 nucleotides long. The record is from RefSeq and is a predicted model, not a curated record. NCBI's taxonomy places the organism in Eukaryota, Metazoa, Chordata, Actinopteri, Cichliformes, Cichlidae.
AUGGCGAGCGCGGAGGAAGCCGGCGAUGCGGGAGGACGUCGUCCCGUCUCUCCGCCCGUUCUCCGUCCCCAGCCACUGUCCUCCUCGCUAUUCUCUGACUCACCGCUCGGCUCAAAGCAGCCGCUCACUAAACGCCGCAGGAAGCUGCUGCUGAAGAGCAGCGUGGCGGCGUCCAGCUCCCCCACGGGCCAAGUAGAGGUGGCGCUGCAGCUGGCGAGGAUGCAGGAGUCACGGCACCGCCUGCUAACAGAUAUCUGUGCCCAAUACCAGCCGGGAGUGGGCAGGCGGCCGCCGUCGCAGCGGCAGGUGUCACGGGUGUACGUGGAGGAGCGGUCCCGGCUGCUGUACUGCGAGGUGCCCAAAGCCGGCUGCUCCAACUGGAAGCGGGUGCUGAUGGUGCUGAGUGGCAGCGCCGCGUCCACACGGGACAUUCCCCACGACGCGGCGCAUUACGAAAACCGCCUCCCGCGGCUCAGCGGCUACAGUCGUGCUGGCGUUGCCGAGCGGCUUCGCUCCUACACCAAAGUGCUGUUCGUCCGGGAGCCUUUUGAGCGCCUCGUGUCAGCGUUUCGGGACAAGUUUGAGAGCCCCAACUCAUACUACCACCCCGUGUUUGGACGGGCCAUCAUCUCCAGGUACCGAGCCAACGCCACACAUGCUGCAUUGCGCUCCGGCGCCGGUGUGACCUUCAGGGAGUUUGUGCAGUACCUGCUGGACGUGCGGCGGCCCGUGGGGAUGGACAUCCACUGGGAGCCGGUGAGCCAGCUGUGCAGCCCGUGCUUCCUGCAGUUCACCUUCAUCGGGAAGUUCGAGAGCCUGGAGCGUGACGCCAACUUCCUGCUCCGAAGCAUCGGGGCGCCGGCUAACCUCACGUUCCCGGACUUCAAGGACAGGAACCCACUGGCGGAGAGGACAUCCUCCAGCAUCACGCAGAAGUACUUCUCACAGCUCAACGCCACCGAGCGGCAGAAGGCCUUCGACUUCUACUACAUGGACUACCUGAUGUUCGGGUACCCCAAGCCCUUCAGCGACCUGCACUGAGCCACUGCCGCGCUCAGCGGGGUGGGACAAGCUGAGGCUGCGUACCUGUGCAGGUGUGAGAGACUCAGAGACUGAUUUUUGUGUUUGUGUGUUUUUAACGACUUCUGUGAAGUUUUGUUGAGCCGCGUCCUGCAGAGAGAAGCUGUCAGAUAACGGCGGGAAUCACAUGGAUGCUUCCGGGCUCAGACGCCGUGAUGUCACACAUUGACAACUUUGAGUCAAUUGCUCGCGACUUUGAGGCAUCAGCCAAUCAGAUCGCAUUUAGCCAAAUCUGCUCCAAACGCGGCUGUUGGCGAAAGAAGCUGAGUUGGUCUGCACAUGUGCGGAGGAGGAUGAGCCGAUGUGACCUCUGACCUCGGCGUUGUGGCAAAGACACGGUCGAGAUGCUGUUUAAUAAUUUUUUUAAUCAGUGAAUCAGGCAUAAAAAAUAUAAAAAUGUUUUUCACAAAAAUGUCAUUUUAUUAUUUAACAUUAUGACAGGAAACAGGAAGUAUGAUGCUGCGCCUGAGCGAGCUCUGGAUUAUUUUAAUAACGACCUUAAAUCUGCUCGGGUGGAGGAGUGGCUCAGUUCAUCAUUUAUGUACAGUCUGUUUAAAGCAGGAACAGGAAGUGAGGUAGGAGGUGAUGCUGCAAAUGUGUUUGUGGUGGUUUUCAGACGACCUCGAAGCCUUAACGCAAUAAACGAGACACUCUUUGAA